AUGGGAGCGGCAGGAGGAAGGUUUACUUGGAGCGAUUCUAGUCCCAAUGAGAGAUUAGGUUGUGGUGUUUGUUCUCCUGCUUGGUUAUCGGAGUUCGGUUGCUCGGUCCUCAAUCUGCCUCCUAGUAGGUCAGAUCAUACCCCUUUACUACUAGAAGUCUGCAAAGAACAGGCUGUGAAUUGUCAGGGUCAUCGUCUAUUUAAGUUUGAAGAAAUGUGGUGUUCGCAUGAAUCCUUCUCUCAAGCUGCGGAAGAAGUGUGGGUUGUCCCACAAAUUGGAAGGCCAAUGGUACGGCUAUGUAGGAAAGUUAAAGAUACAGGGAAUUACCUAUUGGCAUGGGAUCGUACCACCUUCAAGGACCGAAGGGAGGAACUGGAAUCAGUUCGAAUGCAGUUGGAUGUCGUGCUGCAGAAACCUUUUGUCCCGGAAGACCAAGCUGUGAAACUCCAGUUAUUUAAACGUCUGAAUGAAUUGAUGUCUAUUGAUGAGACUUAUUGGCGUCAGCGGUCGAGGGCUAUAUGGCUUAAGGAGAGGGAUAGGAAUUCCAAGUUUUUCCAUAGCGGUGCCUCUAACUGA
Molecule: messenger RNA, 576 nt
Organism: Rosa chinensis
Lineage: Eukaryota; Viridiplantae; Streptophyta; Magnoliopsida; Rosales; Rosaceae
Exons: 1
Coding region: 1-576 (191 amino acids)
Source: RefSeq, a predicted model, not a curated record